AUGGAUAUAAGGUAAGUAAUUAAAUGUAUGGAGCUAGUGGCGUUGAUGGUCCGAGAGGACUGAAAUGAUGGGGGAACUUGAAAGAGAUCAGAUGACAUUGUUUAAAGCAUGAUGAACAUUUUAUUCGACGUAGAUUGAUAGUCUAUUAAGAGAGUUUCUUCGUAAUCGCAUAGAAACAUAUGACAGGGGAGCUCCAGUCGGUUAAAUAUCGGAAUAGACAAGAUAAGGCCACCUUGGCCAAAUUACCGUUGCUUUUCGUUAUCGCGAACAAGAAACGUCGCAAAGCUUCAUCAUGUGAAAUAUUCCUUAACAAAGCGGCAUCAUGUGCCGUAACAAGGUCUUCCUCUUUUUGAACGGCCUGCUGCAGCUGAGUUACUCUCAAGCUCGACAGCCUGGCUUCAGCAUCCAUCAUGACCUUCUCGCAUAUCCUCAGUUCGAGGUAGUCCUCUCCGAGUCAUACAUAUCCGAGAACGAAGCCCAGGCCUUGGUUGAAAAGACGAAUCCUUCACAUCCAAACUACGAAGCCGACUUUACCGGCCAGGCUAGCCUUACCUCUAACAUACAAACUACCAAGGAUGGAGAUGAUGGCAGUAAUACCGAUACCGACGGCGACCAUCAAAUUGCCGAAUCCUACGAAAUCAUGAACUUACCUCCUCAUCGUUACCUAUGCACCAUCCCCAUCAUCGAACCACCGCCCGCCCCCAACAAGACUGCCACCGAGUUAGCUAAGGCUGAAGAGGCUCGCGAACUCGCAAGAGCUUCGGCUCAUGGCUGGGAUCUUAUCGGCGGCCUCGACGGCGCCUGUCUCUAUUACAUGUCUGGAUGGUGGAGUUACAGUUUUUGCUACGGCCACGAUGUCGUGCAGUUCCACGCUCUUCCUGCAAGUGUGAAGAGUGGCCCCCCCGUGAGAGAUCCCAACACUGCAGAGUAUGUCCUGGGACGGAUACCCGAUCCACAAGCCGCCCCGCGCUCCACGCGUCGUGGCCAGUCCAACCGAUCCAAUGACAAGCAGCAGCCCGCCAAUCCUACGCCACCCAAUACGGAGCUGCAGGUGAAGGGUGAUCAACGAUAUUUGGUCCAGAAGAUGGGGGAUGGUACUGUAUGCGAUUUGACUGGCCGGGAACGGACGAUCGAGAUACAAUAUCACUGCAGUCCGGGUAGUACGCAGGACCGUAUUGGAUGGAUCAAAGAGGUCACCACGUGCGCGUAUCUCAUGGUGGUAAAUACCCCCCGGUUAUGUGUCGAUGUCGCUUUCCAGCCGCCCAAAGAGGAAAGGGCAAAUAUCAUUAGCUGUCGCGCAAUCGUAUCGGAAGCGGAAGAAGCGAGUUGGCACGCCCAAAAGACUCUAGAGGCGCAAAGUGCCAUGGUUGGUCAAGCCAUGGGUGAGGUGAAGGCUCCUAUCACGAUCGGUGGAGUCGUGGUGGGUGGCAGGCAAUUACUCGGCAAAGGGGAAGACGGAAAAGAAGCGCACAAGCUAGCCCCCCCACGGAACUUCCGCGCCUCGAACAUAGCCCCGCUUAUUGAGGUGGUAGCUCAGGGGAGCAGCAAGAAUGAAGGCAGCAAGGUUAACGAGCUGACGGAUGAGGAGCUGGCUAAACUAGGUCUCAGUCCCGAGGUUAUCGAGGAAUUAAAGAAAAAGGUACAGGAGCUAGCCGGAGACAGGGGCUGGAAGCUCGAGGUCGUCGAGGUUCCGGAUGAGCCCCGAGAGAUUCGCGGGGUGGUUGAUACGGACGAGGACGAGGAGGGGCAGGCUAACGAUAAAGACAAUGACGAGGGGACAGGGAGCGAGGAACAGUUCUUCAAAGAGGAGCUUUGAGGUAGUUACGAGGUACUGGCAGGCUAGCAUCACGGCGUUUUGUUUGUUCCUACAUUACCUAGUAGGCAGGAUUGAUUAUACAUCUUCGUAUUCAUGUUCAUGUUCUUGUUCCUGUUCAUGUUACGCAUUGCAGAAUCCCAUCACCCACCCUCACUCAGAGGACCUUGAGAUUU
Molecule: messenger RNA, 1989 nt
Organism: Hypoxylon fragiforme
Lineage: Eukaryota; Fungi; Ascomycota; Sordariomycetes; Xylariales; Hypoxylaceae
Product: glucosidase II beta subunit-like protein-domain-containing protein
Exons: 2
Coding region: 323-1816 (497 amino acids)
Biological process (GO): retrograde protein transport, ER to cytosol; endoplasmic reticulum unfolded protein response
Cellular component (GO): endoplasmic reticulum lumen
Source: RefSeq, a predicted model, not a curated record